Tachyglossus aculeatus (Australian echidna) is the source of this 1900-nucleotide messenger RNA. RefSeq names its product adenosylhomocysteinase like 2 (gene AHCYL2). NCBI's taxonomy places the organism in Eukaryota, Metazoa, Chordata, Mammalia, Monotremata, Tachyglossidae. Gene Ontology annotation, cellular component: cytosol. Bases 200 to 1726 code for a protein of 508 amino acids. The record is from RefSeq and is a predicted model, not a curated record. The transcript has 17 exons. Gene Ontology annotation, biological process: L-methionine cycle.
UACCUCAUUAAAACUGGGGGCUCUGCAGCCCCGGGGUCAGCAGAGCCGCUGCAGGAAGGCACGGUUAGGGUAACCCAAAAAAAAAAAAUCCAGUUGGAACCGGAGUAGGCAGGAUCACCGAUGCGCGAAGGUAUAAAGGACCGGCCACCCGGGCCGCUGGACGGGAAAGGUGGCGGAGAGGUCCGAGGGUGGUAACGCUAUGCUGAACAGCAAGAAGAAAUACUGUGUCAGUGGCAGCUCGGGGAUUAAAGCCCAGAUCCAGUUUGCCGACCAGAAGCAAGAGUUCAACAAGCGUCCCACCAAGAUCGGCCGUCGUUCCCUCUCCCGGUCCAUAUCUCAGUCGUCUACUGAUAGCUACAGCUCGGCGGCUUCGUACACAGACAGUUCCGACGAUGAGACCUCUCCCCGAGACAAGCAGCAGAAGAACUCCAAGGGCAGCAGCGACUUCUGCGUCAAGAACAUCAAACAGGCUGAGUUUGGCCGAAGGGAGAUCGAAAUCGCUGAGCAAGAAAUGCCUGCACUGAUGGCUCUGAGGAAGCGAGCUCAGGGAGAAAAGCCACUGGCUGGAGCCAAGAUUGUGGGCUGCACGCACAUCACCGCCCAGACUGCUGUGCUCAUGGAGACCCUGGGUGCUCUGGGGGCUCAGUGCCGAUGGGCUGCCUGUAACAUCUAUUCCACUCUCAACGAAGUGGCCGCUGCCCUGGCAGAAAGUGGUUUCCCUGUCUUUGCCUGGAAGGGAGAGUCGGAAGAUGACUUCUGGUGGUGCAUCGAUCGCUGUGUGAACGUGGAGGGAUGGCAGCCCAAUAUGAUCUUGGACGACGGAGGGGACCUCACACACUGGAUCUACAAGAAGUAUCCCAAUAUGUUUAAGAAAAUUAAGGGCAUAGUGGAGGAGAGUGUCACUGGCGUCCACAGGCUGUACCAGUUAUCCAAGGCUGGGAAGCUCUGUGUCCCAGCCAUGAACGUCAAUGAUUCAGUCACCAAACAGAAGUUCGACAACCUCUACUGCUGCCGGGAGUCAAUUCUCGAUGGCCUGAAAAGGACAACAGACAUGAUGUUUGGCGGGAAGCAAGUAGUGGUCUGUGGCUACGGAGAGGUUGGGAAAGGUUGCUGUGCUGCUCUAAAGGCCAUGGGCUCCAUUGUGUACGUGACCGAGAUCGACCCCAUCUGUGCCUUGCAGGCCUGCAUGGACGGCUUUCGGCUCGUGAAACUCAAUGAGGUCAUCCGACAAGUGGACAUUGUCAUCACCUGCACCGGUAACAAGAACGUGGUGACAAGAGAGCACUUAGACCGCAUGAAGAACAGCUGCAUUGUCUGCAACAUGGGACAUUCCAACACGGAGAUCGACGUGGCGAGCCUGCGCACACCGGAGCUGACCUGGGAGCGGGUGCGAUCCCAAGUUGACCACGUGAUUUGGCCGGAUGGCAAGAGGAUAGUGCUGCUGGCGGAGGGCCGCCUGCUGAACCUGAGCUGCUCCACGGUACCCACCUUUGUGCUGUCCAUCACUGCCACCACGCAGGCCCUCGCCUUGAUUGAACUGUACAACGCCCCCGAGGGGCGCUACAAGCAAGAUGUCUACCUGCUGCCCAAGAAAAUGGAUGAAUACGUGGCGAGUCUCCACCUGCCCACCUUCGACGCCCACUUGACCGAGCUGACAGACGAGCAGGCCAAGUACCUGGGGCUCAACAAGAACGGGCCCUUCAAGCCCAACUACUACAGGUAUUAAGGUUCCCUAUCUGAAGCCCGAAGGAGUCUAGGGAACCAGAACCCCACACGUCUCUUCUCCACUACUGUACAGGACGGAACCCAGCAAGCUGCUUCCCCCGUUAGAGCCGGCCGCCGUGCUCUCUUCGUAGACAGUGUGUUAGGUUAUUUAUUUAUUAAAAAAACUAGAGCCUGU